UUUGCGCAGAAACAUUUAUCCAGUUCAACAUCGACUUCCGAGGUGUCUGGAUCACUAAUUUUAACUACAUUUUCUAGAAGGAUUAUCGGAAACGAAUUGUUUCUCUGGCAAAAGCAAUGAUACUGCUUCUGCUCCUCGGAGCUCAUCUUGUCUCUGCUGGAAAACACUCUCUGAGAUACUUCUACACUGGUGUGUCUGGAGUCAGUGACUUCCCAGAGUUCAUUUCAGCUGGUCUGCUUGAUGAUCAUCAGUUUGAUUACUUUGACAGCAACAUAAUGAAAGUUGUGCCGAAGACAGAGUGGAUCAGACAGAAUGAAGGAGCAGAUUACUGGGACAGUCAGACUCAGGGACUGAUUGGCUACCAUCAGGUCUACAAAAACAACAUCCAGGAAGCAAUGAAACGCUUCAACCAAACAUCAGGUGUGCACACAGUCCAGGUGAUGUACGGCUGUGAGUUUGAUGAUCAGACUGGAGAAACAAAUGGGUUUCGUCAAGAAGGUUAUGAUGGAGAGGACUUUCUGUAUCUGGAUCUGAAGGAGAUGAGAUGGAUUACUCCAGUGCAGGAAGGAUUCCCCUCUGUACAGAAGAUGAACAAUGACAGAGCUCUUCUUGAAGCUAGAAAACAUUACUUCAGCUUUGAGUGCAUCGAGUGGUUGCAGAAGUAUCUUCAGUAUGGAAAGAGCAGCCUGAAGAAAACAGUCUCUCCUCAGGUGUCUGUGCUGCAGAAGUCUUCCUCGUCUCCAGUCGUGUGUCAUGCUACAGGAUUUUAUCCCAAAGAAGUAACAAUCUCCUGGAUGAAGAAUGGACAAGAUCAUGAUGAGGAUGUGGAGGUUGGUGAACUUCUUCCUAAUGAGGACGGGACCUUUCAGAGAUCGAGCGGACUCAGAGUUACUCCUGAAGAGUGGAAGAAGAAUGAGUUCAUCUGUGUGGUGGAGCAUCAGGGUGAAACCAAGAUCGCAAAUGAGAUCAAGACUAACACAGGAGAUUCUCUUCCCAUCGUCAUCAUCGUUGGUGUUGGUGUUGCUGCUGUCCUCCUUUUGAUUGGGAUUGGUGUUGCUGGGUAUAAGGUCUAUCAGAAAAAGAAAGGUGAGAGAGACUCAGAUAAUAUUAUUAUCAUUAUUGACUACAUUUCAUGUUUUAUUUAAACAUUUGUGUCCUGA
Carassius carassius (crucian carp) is the source of this 1160-nucleotide messenger RNA. Its product is annotated as major histocompatibility complex class I-related gene protein-like. Gene Ontology annotation, cellular component: external side of plasma membrane. Lineage: Eukaryota; Metazoa; Chordata; Actinopteri; Cypriniformes; Cyprinidae. The record is from RefSeq and is a predicted model, not a curated record. The transcript has 5 exons. Gene Ontology annotation, biological process: immune response. Bases 117 to 1145 code for a protein of 342 amino acids.